GGUUGAGCAAUCGUUCUUGAUUACACCGGUGUGACGGAUAUAAAAAGGAUGUCGGAUGUUCAAAUCGAACCACUCAUUGCUGUAGUGUAGCGACUGUAUAGGCGAGUGCCGCAAGCAGUAUGAAGAACAAAGUGUCCAUCAACUCGAUCAUCUCGAUUAUUGAGAUGAACGUAAAGUUCUAUCGGUUGGUCGGUUUGGCACCGUUCGAACUUAACACGAAUCGGGUACGGCUAUCGAAACCAUUCUGCUGUGCGGUUGGCGGGUUCGUAACACUUUACUGGACGGCGAUGGUAUCGUCGAUCGCGACCAGCAAUCAUGCGAACGAUCGGAUCUCGCGCAUCUCCAACUACUUUCAACUAAUUACCAACGCGAUCAUGCUGACGGCGAUCCUUCUCACGCCGGCAUUUAGAUUGCGCAAUUUUGCCGAAGUUACUCGCGCUUUGCGUAAGCUGGAGCUUGAUCUGCAGAAGAAUUCCAUCGGAAGUAACUUUCGCCGAAUGGCACGGUGGAACACUGGGAUCAUUUUGGGAACGCUAGGUGUGUUGCUGCUGGUGACCGGGUUUGAUUGUUACGUGACGGUAUUUCGUGGAUCUAUCCGGGUGGAUUAUUGGAUCAUCACGAUCCUGCCCCAGUUUGUAAACGUGAUCGCCGUCACGCAGGUCAUUCUGUUGCUGCUGUACAUUAAUGGACGGUUCCGGAUGCUUAAUCAACUGCUAGAGGAAGAACAAUAUCCAGCGGUGGGAAGGUCGGGAUAUGAGAACUCGAGCCGACUUAACGUGGCGAGGGCGAACGAUACGAAAAAGAUGGUCCUGCAUGUGAUCGAAGUACAUGGUUGUGGGAUGGAUGGAGCAGCGCUGAAGCAUCUGCAGCUUGCGAAGGUUCUGUAUCGGUACAAUGAUCUGUACGACAUCUGUAAAAUGCUGGAUCGUUACUUCGGCUUACUGUUUCUGCUGACAUUCACGUCGAUCUUCAUUGUGACGACGAUACAACUGUACUAUAGCUAUACCAUACUUUACUGGUUUACGGGUGAGAAUGGAUUUACCAUCUGGUCGCUGAUGGUGUGCCUCAACACGAUCUCGAUCAAUCUCGGAGUGCUGCUAACGAUCGUACUGUUGUGUGAGAAGAUUUCGAACAAAACCAAGCACGCGAACGAUCUGUUGGCUGAUUUGCAGCUGCGUGGUUCACGUCAUCUAUCUUCGGAGGAAGUCAUUAAGCUGACGAUACCAUUUCAAGCACCGAACAAGGUGUUUAAGUUCUCAGCGAUGGGAUUUUUCCAGAUUAAUUGUAACAUGCUAUGUGGGGUAGGAUAUUUCGAUAUCGGUUUGUUGUGUAAUAUUGCUAACCUGGUGUCUCUUUUCCCGUACGCAGAUGAUUGGGGCAAUCACGACGUAUUUGGUAAUCUACAUUCAAUUCUACAUCUUGUACGCGGAUGAGGUGAAAAAGUCAAUGUUUGUGUCUCGUUUUCAGAUUUGAAUUUCAGUGGUAUAGUAAAUUCGCCAUUUCUGGAAUGUUGAAUUUCAUUUUGUAGGCUGAAUGUGAAUUUUUUGAAAGUAAUAUUUAUUCUUCGUAUGGUGUACAAGUUUCAAUAAAUAAGAACUUGGUCCGAAAGCUACUUCUUCUAUUUUCAUGCCCUUGAUUGCUUUUAAAAACCGCUUAGUUAUGCAAUGGCCGUUGAAUACUUAGAGUGCGAUCCAAUUGCGUGAUAUGAGCAGGGUAAAAUAAACUAUUUGUUAAACAAAUGUUGUGUUUUGAGAUAGAAGCUAGUGUUCAUUAAGUGAAAAUCAAUGCAAGAACAGACAUGAUGAUUAUGGCCACGCUUUUUUUCGUUUUAUUUUUCAUUUCACUUUCGACAGACCAGCACAAUGCUGACUUCGGUGAUGGUACGUGAAUGGAUUUAAGCACCUCUGCCAAUUUAUCAUAGCGGAUCUAGUAACUAAAUUAGUAAGAAUAUGUUUCUCUUCACUUCAAAAUGUAUAUGGCCCAAUGGCAGACAUAUUGAAUUAGUUUAAUGGAGUUGAAUAUAAAGAGAACCUUACAAAUGCAACUCUAAAAAAUAAACAUCGCCGAAAUGUUGACUUCAAUGCGAUGUUUUACAAAUAAAUGAAGCAAACAAAACGAAAAAAUAAAACACGUUUCGUUUGAAGUGGAUAAAACAAUUGAAUGUUACAAAGUUUUGAUAAUUUUAAAUUCUUUAAUGAUAUUUACAUAACAAAAACUGUUCGCAAACUUCCGCGUCACGAAACGUCAUUAUAACUUCGAACCGCAUGUCCACGUGAUUGACCAGCAGUGCAGUAACCAACUGUCAAACAGCGAAAAAGUGCACACAUACGAAAAAAAAAAACAACAUUCGUUCUCCCUUCGCUGCGAUCUCGUGUGUACGGCAGUGUGCAGGAAUCGUGUGCGAUUGUUUUCUGUCUUUUGCUGCAUAGCCUAGAAAUUCCCUACCCGCUACAUCCGAAUCCCCACAAAGCAUAGUUAGAGCGAAUCUGGAGAAUCCAGAAAUCCCGUGCCCUUCCGUGUGUUGUUUGCGUGCGAACAAGAAGCUGUCCGUGGGAAAGUGCUACGUUGCGCCUUCGAAAAUUGUUUGCGAAGCUACCGUACAACCAUCAGCAACUUGUGACACCACUCCCGAGGAAUUGUUGUUUGCCCGUGCAGAAACAAUCGUUUUAUCGUACGAAAACGUUGCUGUGAGGAAAGGUUUCACGUUCAUUUCGGUGUGGAAAGCCAACCACACUGUUCGCGGUAGUAGAGUGUUUGAUACCACUAGAGCGCAGUUUGCCAUCGCAGUCUCACCCCCACUCACAAAUCAAGUGUCCUCAUUUUUCAGCCCCGAGUAAUUAUCGAUACGUCAACAACGGUGGACAAACGGUGAUUUCGCUCUGUUGGUUCACUGAAAGUUAAACUUCUCUGCCCGUGAUCUAAGGUGCGGUCUUCAUCGCCAUCUAACGUAACUCCCACGAACGCUAACAGCUGUCCGGUGCCAGCGGGAGUUCCCAGCCAUCGCAGCGCACCCAUCAAACGAAUCAUCAGUUUGCGAAGUCGGGCACACACAGUGGAGACGAUUCGUGCGUUGGUGGUGAACGUGCUUCGGAAACUGUAACCGGACCAACAAACAAACGAUUCAGCCGGGAAUCGUUAGCCUACAGCGGACGCCUUCCGGACGAUACAUUUAGGGCCUUACGUCGUGUGAUCAAUUGACUGGUCUCAUCAUCAUUUCGGACGCUAGGCGUAGGUUUUGCACGGUGUGCGGUCUCGCGUGCGAUUGAUUAUUGGCUAGCGUGUGUGCUUUGAGUUCGUGAUUGAAUUUUAUCGGCCUCGGCGCGGCGGAAUCAGAUCACGUAUCAAGGGGGG
Messenger RNA from Anopheles funestus (African malaria mosquito), 3351 nucleotides. Its product is annotated as putative gustatory receptor 2a. Lineage: Eukaryota; Metazoa; Arthropoda; Insecta; Diptera; Culicidae. The record is from RefSeq and is a predicted model, not a curated record. Gene Ontology annotation, cellular component: membrane; axon; neuronal cell body. The transcript has 2 exons. Bases 120 to 1433 code for a protein of 437 amino acids. Gene Ontology annotation, biological process: sensory perception of taste.